AUGGAUCUUGGACUUCUUAGUGAUUCACUGAUACUAUUUUUUUCUAAACUUCACAUUAGUCUUAAUAAAUCUUGGUUAAAAGAUACUAUAACAUAUUUAAAUUCUCAAAUAACAGACAUAAAGUCUGACCAAUAUAAAAAUUUUGUCUUUUAUCAACUUAUUCAUUCAAAUUUAAGUGAUUCUAUAAAUAUUAAGCAAAAUUAUUUUUGGAAUGAAGACAAAAAGUUUCACCAUGAAAAAAUUAAUUUGUUUGUUCAAGUUAAAUGUAUUUAUGAUAUCUCAAGAUCAGUAUAUGAACAAUAUUUGGAGAUGAGUGUUAGAAAUUGCGUUUCUAUUGGAAAUUUUGAGUUAGAAUCUAGUAGUGCUGAUAAAAAUUCAAGCAAUAAUGGAACUAAAUAUUUAUCAAAAGGAAUGUUAAUGUUAAAAAUGACGGAUGGAAAAAAUGAUUUUACGGCAAUUGAAAGUGAAUAUAUUCCUUUUUUAAGUGAAUAUUUUAGGCCUGGAAUUAAAAUUUAUAUUUUUGGAGAAUGUAAAAUAGCAAAUGGUAUAAUUCAUUUAACAAGAAACAAUUGUCAGAUUAUUGGAGGAGAAAGCAGUUCUGACUUCAGUCAAAAUACUUUAGAUAUGGUUUUAUUUAGAUUAUUACCCAAAAAUAAUAUUUCAGAUAAGGAAAAAAAACAAGCAAGGAAAUUUUGUAUUGACAAAAUGAAAGAAAUUGAUAGUAUUUUAUGUGAUGGACAAAAUAAUAGCUUAGAAGAUUUUUCAAAUAAUUUACCCAAAGAGUUAGAUGAAAGAAAUGAAAAUUUAAAUAAAGAAAAUAAAAACACUAAGUUACUAAAAACAGAAGUACUUUCAAAAUGUUCACCCAGAAAUGAUUUAGCAGAAUGUGAUAUUUUACCUUCUAAAAAGAAAAUUAGUGUUUCUAAUACUACUAUCUCAAUUUCUAAUAAUACUAAUCAUACUAUUAAAAGAACUUUAAGUAGUAAUAUUUCAAAUUCUCCAACAAAAUGUAUAAAGAAAGAAAUUGUAGAUCUUACAGUCUCAGAAAUUUUUGACUACUUUUUUAAACUCCAUAUAUUUCUUAGUAACAAAUGGAUUUCUAAUAUUAUUCAAGAAGUUAAUAAUAAAUAUUCAGAUCAAAAUCAACGAAUAAAAUAUAUUUAUGAUAUUUUUUUACAAACAAAUAUUGAUGAAUGUUUGAUAGCUCCUUCUCCUGAAUUUAGAAAAGGAAAUCAAACAAUUGAAACUUCCUUGUUGAUGGAAAUCGAAUCAAUUCAUCUUGCAAAAAGACAUAUUAUGGGAGAAAAAAUUUUUUACACUUUAAGUGACGGAAAUAAAGGUUUUAAUGCAAUUAUUAAACAACCAUUUAAUUCUAAUAUUUGCAAUCAGGGUCAUUUAAUUCCAGGUAUAAAAUUUGUAAUACGUGGUCAAUUGAAAAUAAAAAUUUUUUUCUGCCGGAUAUCGAAAAAAAGGUAA
Molecule: messenger RNA, 1476 nt
Organism: Strongyloides ratti
Lineage: Eukaryota; Metazoa; Nematoda; Chromadorea; Rhabditida; Strongyloididae
Product: Domain of unknown function DUF1767 domain-containing protein
Exons: 3
Coding region: 1-1476 (491 amino acids)
Biological process (GO): resolution of meiotic recombination intermediates; double-strand break repair via homologous recombination
Cellular component (GO): RecQ family helicase-topoisomerase III complex; nuclear body
Source: RefSeq, a predicted model, not a curated record